Molecule: messenger RNA, 1299 nt
Organism: Cladophialophora carrionii CBS 160.54
Lineage: Eukaryota; Fungi; Ascomycota; Eurotiomycetes; Chaetothyriales; Herpotrichiellaceae
Exons: 1
Coding region: 1-1299 (432 amino acids)
Biological process (GO): tRNA splicing, via endonucleolytic cleavage and ligation
Molecular function (GO): tRNA 2'-phosphotransferase activity
Source: RefSeq, a predicted model, not a curated record
AUGCCUCGCGGUGGCAGAGGCGGCCACGGCGGCCCACCACCACGUUCCGUCCUCGUUUCCAAGGCCCUCUCCCGACUUCUCCGUCACGCCGCUGUGGCGGAGCGGAUCCCCAUCGACAGCCACGGCUAUGUGCGCAUAGACCAUCUGCUUGGCUGGCAGAGACUACGCAGCAUGAAGCCGCCCGUCACUUUUGCAGAAAUCGUAGAAGUUGUGCAAGAGAACGAGAAGAAGAGGUUCGCGUUGAAAUUCGUCGACCCUGCCUCUACCUCUACCGCCACCGCCACCGCCACCGCUGCUGCUGCUGCUGCUGCUGGGGAUGGAGGAAAGGACGGGGUCGUGCCUCCGCCGCCGCCUCCGCCUGGGAAUGACCCAGGUCUCGAACACGAGCAGGGACCCGACGGCGAACCAGAAACCGAAGCACAAGUCGAGACCACCACACAGCACGCCAUCUCGCGGUUUGAAUCAACACCACCGUCCGACCUGGAUGUGAAGCGGUUCUUCAUCCGCGCCACCCAAGGCCACAGCAUGAAGACCAUCGAGGCGGAGAACCUCCUCACGCCUAUAUCGCUCGAGGACCCCGCCAGCAUUCCGGACACGGUCGUGCACGGUACGUUCUACGGCGCGUGGGAGGAGAUCCUAAAGAGCGGGGGACUAAAGAGCAUGAGACGGAACCACGUCCAUUUCGCGACGGGCCCAAGCCUGCAGGAGGUUUGGCCUUCCGCGGCAGCCGGGACGGCAGCAGCGACGUCAUUGCCCGUAUCAGAGGCAGCCCAGAGUGACGGUGAUGGCGGCGUCAACAGCAGCAACAACAACACCAACCACGACAACAACAACGACAACGCUCAAUUUUCGAACCAGAACAAUCACAAUCACAAUCACGGUCACGGUCACGGUCACAAGAAUCUGGCCGAUGUGCUAGGCCAGAAUAAAGCCAUCUCAGGCAUGCGCAGCGACGCCCAGAUCCUGAUAUACAUCGACAUUCGCCGCGCGCUGGCCGAGGACAAAGACAUGAAAUGGUGGCGGAGCGAGAACGGCGUGAUCCUCACAGACGGGGUAGCAGCCUCGUCUGGAAAUGAAGUGGCCGAGAAGAUCGUGCCGGAGAAAUACUUUCUCGCGGCCGUGGAGAUCAAGGAAGGCGUCGGCUUGCUGUACGAGCACGCCGCGGGAGGAGUGGUCAAGGAAUUACCCGAGCCAUUGAAGAGUAGGCCGCCGCCUCGGGGGAAGGGCGCGGAGCCGAGAGGUGCAAGAGGAGCGAGACGAGGAAGGGGGAGGGAAAGGGACAAAACGGACCGGGCCUGA